AUGCCAUGUUCAUUUAGAGAUUUCGUUCCUCCGCCCAAGCAGCACCCGAGGCUUGGUGACAUUGAUUUCAGCAAGUUCGAUGCACAUUCCUGGGCACAGUGGGGUCUGAAUCAGUCUAUGGUCCAGGAACUGUGGGAGGGCUGGCAGAAGCUAUACAACGAGCCAUUCCGUGGAGUAACCACCGACGGAAAGGUGAAGCCGAAUCUCUUCCAUCUGCGACGUGAAGAUGCACCCAUUGAAGCGAUGGCAGAAGCGGCACAAGCACUUGUAUCCGUAGCCGAGGAACAUUUAAUUGCCGACAAGAUGCGGUAUGCCGUUGAAGCUGACGAGUGGAGGUGCUGGAUGAAUCCUGAAUUCUAUCUCGCGAAGUGCGGAAUAAGAAUGGAGGAACAUCCAAAAGAAGUCUCGUCGGCUAUCUUGCGGCUUAUUCAAUCUUCACUAUCUUCUCGUGGGUAUCAGAAGACUAUUGAUUGUAUGAGAAUCAAUGGCUUUCUCGGCGAUAUCAUUGGUGCUUCCAAGAUCAUGAACGAGGGGAGUUACAAUUUUAUCCUUUUUGGAGAGCCAUCUAUGACUGAGCCCUGGGGGUGGUGUAUAUGGGGACACCAUCUAUCAUUGUGUUGCUUUGCAUUGGAGGAUCAAAUGGUCGUUUCACCCGUGUUUUUCGGAUGUGAGCCAAAUCAAAUCGACGAAGGAGAACAUGCAGGAACUGAGGUGUUUGCACUGGAGAUGCAGCUCGCCGUGCGCUUGAUGCGGAGUCUUUCUGAUGUAAACAGAAAGAAGGCGAUUGUAUACGACCAACUUGAUCAUCCGGAUAUGCCUGAUGGUUUCCCACACCCUGCAGAUGGACGCAACUUGGCUGGCGCCUAUGAGGACAAUCGGGUGAUUCCUGAAAGUGGUAUCCGGGUUUCUGAAUUGUCCGAAUCCUCUAAAGAUAUAUUGAUGCAACUCAUUAAAACCUUCAUCGAUUUCAUUCCGAAUGGGUCUUUGAAUGCUAAAUUGGGCGAUAUCAAAGCUCAUUUGGAUGAUACUUGGCUUAUGUGGAUGGGCAAUUAUACAGACGAGGACCCAUUCCACUUCCGAAUCAAUAGUCCAGUUCUCAUUUGCGAAUUCGACCAUGAGUGCGGAAUGUAUUUAUCAAACUCGGCGCCAGGAAGGUUCCAUGUGCAUAGUGUUGUGAGAACUCCGAACGGGAAUGAUUAUGGGAAAGAGCUAUUGCGCCUCUGGAAGGAAAAGAACAAGUCUCACUAA
Molecule: messenger RNA, 1248 nt
Organism: Penicillium pulvis
Lineage: Eukaryota; Fungi; Ascomycota; Eurotiomycetes; Eurotiales; Aspergillaceae
Product: DUF3500 domain-containing protein
Exons: 1
Coding region: 1-1248 (415 amino acids)
Source: RefSeq, a predicted model, not a curated record